UCAACUUUCUCACAAUGGACGAGUACGAUGAGCUGUACGGUGUAGGCAGCGGUGGUAAUGAUAACGCAUACGGAAACCAAGAUAUAUACGCUGAUGAUCAAGACAGUGGACAAUCUUACGAUCCUGAAAAGGCUGGUAUGUACUCAAAUCAAGCUAACAAAGCAGAAGGUCAAUCACAACCCGGUGAUCAACAGCCUAGAAAGGGUAGCAACUCCAGCUAUGAUCAGCAAAAAUACUAUGGUGGAUCCGAUAACCCCAGUGACUCUCCUCAACAACAAGGCUAUGAUCGCGCACCUGCACAAGGUCAGGCGAUUCAGUCAUACUCCAGCCAGGAAGAAUCCGAAACCCACCCGUCAGUAGCAAGCGCAGCCAAUCAAGACGAAGGUGUAUUAGGCAUUAGCUUGUAUGAUAGCCAUAGUCGUACAUUAGUCUAGUACAAGCACUCAGCAGAAGAUAUACAACUCCAAUAGCUACUCAAGGAUACAACAUGGUAUCAUGAUCCAAACUGACAAAAAAAAAACAUAUUAUGAACUCACCACACCUUUCUCUUUUUCUCUGCCGUACAAUUUUUGUCGUCCCAAUAUUUUUAUUAGAAAAAUGUUCAUUGGAGGACUUAAUUGGGAAACUACAGAUGGUAAGCGUUUGCAUUAGAAUUAUUUUCGUGUUUAUGUUCCCGUAGUCGUCUACGCGU
Molecule: messenger RNA, 691 nt
Organism: Umbelopsis ramanniana AG
Lineage: Eukaryota; Fungi; Mucoromycota; Umbelopsidomycetes; Umbelopsidales; Umbelopsidaceae
Exons: 2
Coding region: 15-434 (139 amino acids)
Source: RefSeq, a predicted model, not a curated record